Ascochyta rabiei is the source of this 525-nucleotide messenger RNA. RefSeq lists its product as uncharacterized. The record is from RefSeq and is a predicted model, not a curated record. Lineage: Eukaryota; Fungi; Ascomycota; Dothideomycetes; Pleosporales; Didymellaceae. The transcript has a single exon. The coding region runs from base 1 to 525 and encodes 174 amino acids.
AUGUGGGGUGGUCUUGUAGUCUACCCUGAGACGACGGUCCAAGACCAGUUUGAGGCGCUCAUCAACUUCUCCAACAAUGUUGACAAGAACCCCAAGUCGGCUGCCAUUGUUAUGCCUGUCUAUCAGUCAAACAUUAGCUCUAGCUUAAUACUCAACGUCUAUGAUCAUGCUGAGCCUGUCAUUCGCCCUGCAGCUUACGAUGAGUUCCUUGCAAUUCCUGGCAACAUCUCUGACUUGACCGCAUUAACAAACAUGUCUGAUCUUGCAGCUGCAUUGACUGCACCGACAACCUCGAGAUUUCACUUUGGGACUCUUACCUUCGCCAAUGAACUGCGUGUCAUGACGGAGGCCCACAAGAUCUACAUGGGGGUGUUGGAAAACCUCAAAGCGAAGGCAACAGGCGAGUGGCAGAUUGAUGGUUUGUACCAACCUCUCCCGCCUGCGUAUUGCAGGAUUAGCGUCGCAAGAGGCGGGAACAUUCUUAGCUUGGAACGAUUCAACGGUCAAACUCUGUGCUGUAAGUGA